AUGUUCAAUCCUAAAGCACCCAAAAGAGGCGUGGACAGCACCAACUUCGUCAACGCGACAAACAACCAAAGUGAUCAAAAGAAACGCCAGAAUUCACAAUCAAACACCCAACAACAGACCCUCCCUAAAAUGCCAAAGAAAAGAGGUACAAUAAACAUUGGUCCUUCGUCUUCCUCAGCAGCGCAAUACCAACAAGAACAAAAAAUUAUGAGUGGCUUUAUUGUGGAUAAUGAUGGGCCAUUAAACCCAAGUAGUGGCAACAUCAUUGGCAAUCAGAACGCCGGAUCUAACGCAAUGCCAAAUCCAUCGUUGCCAGCAUCAAAUGGUAAUAUAAAUCAAGCUGCUGGCCCAGUAUCUUUGACAGGGGGAGCGAGUAGCACGAGCUUAGCCGAAACGUUACAAAGCUGCUAUACCAAUAUCCUUGAUCUUGAAAAGCGUAACCAACAGUACAAUGUCAUGUUGAACCAAGCCAUCUUCCGUUUGGGUCAGUCAGUUAAACAGGUUAUUGGAUUAGAAAAUGACGGCAGCAGUGAUAAUAAUGCCACAAUUGCUACUGGAAUGAUGCCCAAUGCUGGUCAAACUCCUAGUCAACAGAUUCCCGGAGUUGAGGUGCCGGUAGGAAACAAUCCAAAUGAUCCAUCAUUUAUUGCGAACCAACAACUUAGAUUAGAACACAAUAGGAACUUGAUCACUCAGAAGCAUGUGGGAAUCCAAAAAACCCUUGUGUUGGCCUACGCUAAUAACCUUGAACUUCUUGAUGCAUAUUAUGACUUUGUACUUUACCUGCUUCGUGGAGGUAGUCUGGCCACAGACGGAGGUGCUCUCUCAUCCAAUGCCAAUCCAAAAUCAAUCAACAAUAUUUUCAGUGGGUAUCAGGUACUUCAAGUUUAUAAAAUUUCCCGUCGACUCUGGAUUUAUGGAAUAAUUAAUUUACUUGAGAACAUGAAAAAUCUUAUCACUGUGGUUAUGGCAAUUCCACCAAACUAUCACGACCUUAGUAUGGUUGGAGGUGCAAACAAGCAAAAUAAAAAUAAUAUGAUACAUUUGGAAAACGAACUUUGUGUGAAUUUUAUUAGCCACUGUUUCAGUUUAUUGAGUACUUUGGUUGAAAUGAAUAAUAACCUAACUAUUGAAGUUGAUUCUGACCCGAAUACUCUUUUCAAUGAUUUGACAAGUUUCUCAGGAAAUAUGGCCGAUACUGAUGAGAGUAUAGAUAAUUCCAAGGUUCUUUCAACGGUAUCACUUAUUGCGGAUUUUCAGAACUGGUGGUAUGAAAAGAUUGCCGAUUUGUCAAGAAUGUCCAUCGCUUUAUAUCCAUCAUCUUGCAUUGAUUGGGAGGCAUCUGCAGAACACUGGUAUUUAAAGGCGAUAUCAGGAAAUUAUGGCCACGGAAAGACUUAUUAUCAUUUAGCAACCGUACAGCAGCCAAGUGCGUCAAUCGAUAAAAAUGGCAAUAGCUCAGCGUUUUUAAAUAUGACAAUGGACCAAUCUUCAAUGUAUGGAUCUAACUCCCCAACCAAUAGCGCUACUGGCAAUGACAUUUCUCUUGAAGCACUUUUCAAUCUUGGCAAAUCUGUCUUUGUUAAGGAUUGUUUUGUACCAACUGGCCAUUAUCUUAGGAUGGUACUUGAUUCAAUGUUUGCGCAGUCCAAAAUCUCGUCUUAUUCUCUCUAUGAAUCUGCUCUUGUGCAUUUGACUUGUGGAAAUGGGACGAUUCUUAUAGACAAAAAUAAGGUAACUGCGGUUGAUAAUUUGUCUAACUGGGAGCUUAUUGUCUUGCUCUACAUCCGCAUUUCCAAGGUUCUUUUAGUUAGCAAUUUUAAUUCUUCGCCAGAAUUGAUCAAGUUGGUUAGUAACUUUUCCAGAACUUUUGGUAGCAUUGACUUCAUUAGUGGCGAAGAUUUCCCGUCAUUUCAUGAUUACUCUAAUCCUACCAACCCUUUAUCUCCUCCAAGUGCUAACACACCAAUAUCCUCUACUAAUCCUAUGAGCUCUAUAGGAUCACCUAUGUCAUUAGACCCAUUUGCCAAUCCAAACUCAAUCACAGGUGGCGACAAUGCAAGCCGAUUAUGGAUGGCACAUAGCCAAAACCAGUACAACCAUCAGGCUAUAAAAGUUUCGUUCUUUGAGAAAGAGUCUUCGGCAUUGGGUCCACAUAAUAUUAAUAACACUACAAAAUCCAUGUUAAUUGACAAACCAUCAAUUAAAUUAUUAAAUUUCUGGUUCAACAAAUCAGGUAAUUUGGCUAGUAUUAACAUUUGGCAGCUUGUUGGGUUUGGUGUUUUAAAUUUCAAAAAUUUGUUCAGUAUCCUCUUCGAGUUGCCAAUUGCCUUGAAAGAACGCCAGGAAAGAAAAGAGACAAAGAAAAAUAGAAAAGCCAGUACUGCUUCUUUAAAUAACCCUGAAAAUGAUAGUAAGGACAACCAGCAAGCGGAGCCGCCAGUAAGCAGUAAACCCCAAACAACCACUGCUGACCUUGAUUCGUUACUCAAGGAUCCAUAUCCAAUUGUGACUGAGAUGUCAACUUUUAAAUGGUACGAAUCAUUACAGUUCAUUAAUAAGUCUUCUCUUGAAUUGUCCUUCCGUAUGCUCAAGAAGUUUCUUAACUGUCCUUUUAAGUCGGUCUCUACCCCUCAUAUAAUUGUGUGGUUAUACUUUUUGGUAGCAUUAGGUAAAGUCAUGGAAAAAAACCCUGCCUGUGAGCCUGUUGUUUUGAAUACCAUUUUCAAGAAGCUUUUCCCUUGGGACAGCCUUGUCAACUACUUGAAUUUCUGGGUGAAUGAAGCUCGUGAGUGUUUUGAUUUUGAUGACUUGAAAUGUGGAUUCAAUAUUAUGGAUGAUGCGGAUGAAAAUGAGUUUAUUUUUGAACAAAACUUGAUUUUACAAAUCAAAAAAAUGUAUGCUCUUGGCCAUGAGGGUUAUUUGAAUUAUUUUAAUGAGAACGAAACAUUGAUCGAAGUCUGGAAACUUUGGGGAUCACUCUGGUUUGAUGUAAUUUCUGAGAAGAAAAAUUAUUUGAACCUAAAGUUUGCUGGUUGGAAAGGAAAGGAUUUCCUAUCCGACUACAUUAAUAAAAAUGAAGAAUUAUUGUACAUUUUAAAACCAGAUUUGAACAGCCAAGAUAAUAUUCAAAGAAGCCACAAUACCAACAAUAAUUACUUUAGAGAUUUAUUUAGUGAAGGUGAUAAUUGUGAUAGAACCAACCACAAGAUUAAUUUGGAAUUACAUGAGAAGGAAACAAGAUUCAAGAGAGAGCAAGAUUACAAGAAUGGCACUUUCAACAGUAAUGCCCCAUCCCCAGAAAGGAAUGACAGAAGAUUAUUUAAUAGUGUUGAGAAGGAAAGAAUCAAGAGAAUUUUGUUAGUUGCUAUUUAUAUUUCUGAAAGAUUUCCACAAUUUGGUUUGCGCCUCACUGAUAGAUUGUUCAAAUUAGAUGUCAAUCCUGAAAAUGAUCCGGAAGACAUUACACAUCCAACUGCCAACAAUAGCGAAGAGAUUCACAAGAAUACCUUGAUCUUUGAAUUUGCCACUGAUUCUAGAUUUACUGGUUUAUAUGAAAGUAUAAGUGAUGUAAACAUUUUUAGAGAAACCGAUCCAAAGUUCGAUAUUAAUUUGUUUUUGAAAUCCAAAAAUAACUAUGAACAUGUUAUUGAAGAGAAACAGGCCAAGAAUUAUAUGAUGGAUGAUGAUGAUAAACUGAUGGCCAAUUCUGAAUAUUCAAAGGUUGAUGUUUCCAUGAAUUUGGUGAACAAUGGUUUCAAUCCAGAUGCAGAUCUUGAUGGUUCAGUAAUGGACGAAACUGAUAGCUUAUUGAACUAUGAACUUGCAAGAAAAGCUCUUGGAGUUGAUGGUCCUAGUGGUAACGAAGCUUUGCGUGAUGCCAAUGAGCCAGAUCACCUAAUUAGUCCGGAGAUGCAAAGUGGUGAAAGAAUAUCUCCGUUUGACUCUGUUCAGUCGACCCCCCAAAUGGAUGGUUUGACAUUACCUUAUGUCAAGUUUAUGGGUAAUAUUACCAUGGAUAUUGAUACAUCUAUCAGUUAUGUUACUUUUGAUACCAACUCUUGGUUGAAAAAUUGCGGUAAAAUUUACAAAAUUUUCAAGAGCUGUACUUUGAAUGAUAACGUUAAUUUGAAGUUGAAGAUUGCCUUACCAUUGCUUGUUUAUCAGGAGUUAAGAUCACUCAGAAAAUCUGAAGAUUCUUUUCUUUCAGAUUCUGCCACUCGUUGUGUGAUCACUAUCAAGAAUCUUUACAAUGACCAUACAGCUUAUUUCAAGAAGAAAUAUGGCAACUCUAUUAAUAAGAUCCGUGCGACACAUUUGUUAUUACUUAAGCCAGAUGGAAAGAUAACUUUGAACUUGCAUGACCCAUGUGAUAUCCCAGACCAGAAUCUUACAUUCAAAGCCAUCGAUGAUAGUAUUUUGCAAUCAGUGUUGAACUCCUCAAAAAUUGUCAGGCAAAACUAUAUCUACAUGUUGAAAGAGAAGUACCAGGGCAAUAUCGACAACGAGUCUUACUUAGAGUUUGAUAAUGGUCACAAGAAGGUUAAUAUUCAAGACUUGUAUGUUUUCAAGUAUAAUAUCCUUAUUACAGACACAAGGCCACUCAGAUUAAAGGCUAGAUCAGUGACUGUUAACGCUUAUCAAUGUAAAUGGUUAUUUUACAACUUGGAGAAGAUCAAUUUGGAGGGAGCUUGUCUUGAUUAA
This is a messenger RNA of Saccharomycopsis crataegensis, 4704 nucleotides long. Its product is annotated as Esl2 protein. The transcript has a single exon. Bases 1 to 4704 code for a protein of 1567 amino acids. Gene Ontology annotation, molecular function: protein binding. NCBI's taxonomy places the organism in Eukaryota, Fungi, Ascomycota, Saccharomycetes, Ascoideales, Saccharomycopsidaceae. The record is from RefSeq and is a predicted model, not a curated record.